Messenger RNA from Raphanus sativus (radish), 589 nucleotides. RefSeq lists its product as uncharacterized. The record is from RefSeq and is a predicted model, not a curated record. The coding region runs from base 65 to 454 and encodes 129 amino acids. The transcript has a single exon. Lineage: Eukaryota; Viridiplantae; Streptophyta; Magnoliopsida; Brassicales; Brassicaceae.
CCCCCCCACAAGCUCACCUGAAACUCUCUCUCUCUCGCUCUCUCUAGUUCUCUCACUCACUCUCAUGUUUGGAGUCACGGCAAGACUCGAUGACCAAAUCGGCACCACAACCACACCAACCACCAUAUACGUGGACCCACCUCCACAAGACCAGCCGAGUCACAACUCAGACCACCGUUCAAUAGAAACACUUGUCAUCGUCUUAGCCGUCAUCACCAUUUUAUCAGUCUUAGCUGGCAUCUUCGCUAGACUCUGCGGGGGGCGCCAUUUAUCUGACGGAGGAGACCAUGACAUCGAAGGUUGGGUUGAGAGGAAGUGCCGUAGCUGCAUCGAUGCUGGAGUCCCCACAGUCGCCUCCCCUCCUCCUCCUAUACCGCCGCCGCCUCCAGCCACGGCAGCAACAGUGGAGGAGCCGAGUAAACCAGCAGCCGCAGAAGAGCAAAACAAGAAGUAAAAGUAGAAAAAGGGUCAAACUACAAUAGCUUUCACCAUUGUGUAAUCUCAUUAAUAUGAAGACAUUUUUUUCUUUUCAUGUGUACCUUAUUCUAUGAACAUUGAUUUCGGAAUUUACUCGGAUGUUUUUUGAUAA